GGGAGGGGAAGAGUCUAUUUGCCAGGACACGAAGCUGUGUCCGUGCAGAGCCCGAGUGCUCUGAGCGCGGGCGAAAGCCGGAGCGGCGCCAGCGCAGGGCUGAGACCUAGGCGGAGCCGGGGCGAUGGAGAGAGAGAGAAAAGGAGGCGGCACAGUCAGAGGACAGAACCGGGGCUCAGGGGCACAGCGAGGCUCGGCCGGCGGAGCGGCGGCAUGCGGCGGUGUCGGGGCGCGGGGUUGGCGGCGCCGGCCGCGCUGCUGCUCGUGGCUGCCGUCAGAGCCCAAUUGCAGCAGGAGCCAUUCCUGGAGAUCCUCGAGGGCACCAGCAUCAGCAUCAAGUGCUCUCACCCCAAUAUCAAAACUGGCGAUUUCAUCCACUUCUACCGUCAGCUGCCGGGCCAAAGGCCCGAACUCUUGGCCUUGACUGCUAAAGCAGCCAAGGAGGUGCGAGUCCCUAUAGGGCGCAUGUCGGUGUCGGCAGAUCGGCGUUCGAGCGCGCUGUGGCUCGCUGGGCCCCGGCGCGGGGACGCGGCCGUGUAUUACUGCGCGCUGGGGGCCCGGCCAGAGCAGCCGGGGCUGCGGCCGGGCACGAACCGCCGCGGGCGGGGCCAGCAGGGGGCGCUGCCGCUCCGCCCGCCGCCCUCCCGGGCCGCCGCUCCGCAGCUCCUUCCUCUGCCCCGAGCCCGCAGCACCGACAGCGCACAGCCCCGCACGGCCCCCAGCCCGCCCGCAACCUGCGCUCACACAGUCCCCCCACACAGCCCGGCCUCCCCUCGCUCCCGAGCCCGACUCUGCCUCACACCGAACUGCUGCGGGCUGCGCCUCUGCCAGCGCCUCUCGCUCUCCGGCCACGGCUGAUGCUGCUGCUCUCAGCCGGCUUUGCAAA
Haemorhous mexicanus (house finch) is the source of this 886-nucleotide messenger RNA. RefSeq lists its product as uncharacterized. The record is from RefSeq and is a predicted model, not a curated record. Gene Ontology annotation, biological process: response to bacterium. Lineage: Eukaryota; Metazoa; Chordata; Aves; Passeriformes; Fringillidae.